Epinephelus fuscoguttatus (brown-marbled grouper) is the source of this 1348-nucleotide messenger RNA. RefSeq names its product cell division control protein 42 homolog. Lineage: Eukaryota; Metazoa; Chordata; Actinopteri; Perciformes; Serranidae. The record is from RefSeq and is a predicted model, not a curated record. Gene Ontology annotation, cellular component: dendritic spine. The transcript has 6 exons. The coding region runs from base 170 to 745 and encodes 191 amino acids. Gene Ontology annotation, molecular function: GTPase activity; GTP binding. Gene Ontology annotation, biological process: modification of synaptic structure; small GTPase-mediated signal transduction.
CUUGACGGUCGUAGUGGAAGUCUGGACCUGGAGGCUCCGCUUCUCUCCGACUGUAGCAAGUUGCUGAUCGCUGGUGCCAACGCCCGGCGAUACAGACGGCUAACGUUAGCUAGCGGAGACACGGAGGGACAUUGCAGCUAACGUGCCAGCAGGAUCAGAAAGCACAGAGAUGCAGACUAUCAAAUGUGUGGUGGUGGGUGAUGGAGCAGUGGGAAAAACCUGCCUAUUGAUUUCGUACACCACCAACAAAUUCCCCUCUGAGUAUGUACCCACGGUUUUUGACAACUAUGCAGUAACUGUAAUGAUCGGGGGUGAACCAUACACCCUUGGGUUAUUUGACACAGCAGGUCAGGAGGACUACGACAGGUUACGACCACUAAGCUACCCCCAGACAGAUGUCUUCUUAGUGUGUUUCUCAGUUGUUUCCCCUUCUUCAUUUGAGAAUGUUAAAGAAAAGUGGGUUCCUGAAAUAACUCACCACUGUCCCAAGACCCCGUUCCUGUUGGUAGGCACUCAGAUCGACCUGCGUGAUGACCCCUCCACAGUGGAGAAGCUAGCCAAGAACAAACAGAAGCCAAUCACACCUGAGACAGCAGAAAAGCUGGCUCGAGACCUUAAGGCAGUCAAAUACGUCGAGUGCUCAGCCCUAACACAGAAAGGAUUAAAGAAUGUGUUUGAUGAGGCAAUACUGGCUGCCCUGGAGCCUCCUGAACCUAAGAAAAGACGUAAAUGCGUUCUGCUCUAAGUUUCGUCGCAGCCUUCUCCACACCAGUUUCCAAAUCUAGGUUAGCAGUACUGAGAAGAGGUUUGUUGCACAAGCACAUUCCAGCGUGUGUUGAGAUAUUAUGAAAUGUUUGCAUUCUGACUGACUUUAACCUAAAUACAUAUUCAAUGUGUUGAACAUGACUUUACGAUUAACAUUUGAUGCUGUUUGAGAUGAUUCGAUGCCAUUGAAAAGGUCUCGCAUAAUGUGAACACAGAACUUUGAUCACAUUAUGAGUUCAUUUUACAGAAGUGCUAUUCCAGAAGAGAUGAUUAUGAAAUGGUAAUUUAAUAGAAUUCCUGUUUUAUUGAUUACCCUGCUAAACACAAACAAGCCGAUAAUGUUGGUUAGUGAGUUGCGUCACUUAUGUCUUAGUUUAUCCUACUUUUUUAUUUACUUUUCAAGUACUUCCUUUACAGUUGUUGGUUUAUACCAUAUGCUCAGCUCUCAUGUAUAAGACUGCAUGUGGUUGAAACUGAAUCGUUAUAGAACUCAUGUUAUUUUCCAGACAUUUAUAGAGCGACACACUUCUCAAAGGGUUAUAAAAGUUGGUGUAUUUUACUCCUUUUUUUUUUUUUUUUUUUU